GUAAUACUCAUAUUUCCAAUAUUUCCUCAUGUUUAUAUUCUCUGUAAAGAUUUUUAUAGAUUUCUACAAACUAAUGCUCACACUUAAAAUAGUAAUAGGGUCUGCUUUGCUCACAAAGAUUUUUUUUACUGACUUCACAUGAACUUUACCCAUAAAACAUACCAAUUUGUAGUUAAGGUUUUGAAUCUAGGACUUAAUCUUGUACUUUUACAGUGAUACUUUCAUUUUGGGGGUGAAUAUUCUUCUGCAGCAGAUUUUAAAAUUCACACUCUGUCAGCAGCCGUUUAUUUUCAGACAACUGUUUUACAGGAAAUCUAGAGGUUUUUGCCGAGCAGUUCCAUAAUUUCAACAAAAAGGGAACUUCUGUGUUGCGUAUGUCUAAAGCGAUCUAGACCAACUACGCGACUUGACUCACAACACAGACCUUGACCCACAGCGCAGGAGCUCUGUUUGGUAAGUCAAACUGACCUUCACUGUGACAGGAAACUGUUUGACUUGGCUGAUAUCUUAUUUUACAGCUUUUACUGGAAUGUAGUGUCAUUUUUAUAGCUUUUCAUUGGCUUUAUUUCCAUGAAAUACCAUCUUUUACAUUUUAAGCUUUAUUCAAAUCUCUCUUUAUGAGCUGAAUGGGAUGUUUCAUCAACAUCAAGGCCCUUUGUAUGAAAGUCAUAAGAGAUGACUGAAAUAUCUUCUAAAAAGUAAUCACAAAUUGCAUUAUUGUUAAAACUAAACCAUGCACUCAUUAGGCUUUGUUCUCUAACGGUCUUGCAGAUCAUGUCUGUCAACAUCACUUGUGUCCCUGGAAAUAACUCAACAGCAUGUCGCACCCAUGCCUCCUCUGCAGGCCUGGCUGCAGGUCUAACAGUCUUUUUCUUAGUUCUGGUGAUCGCUGCUUGUUGGGUCAUAUACAAAUUCCGCAGCAAAAUCAGGAAUAUCAUACCCUUGGAACGCAGAAGAAGUGUGAAAAAGGAGGAAUAUAUAGAGACACCACAAGCUGAUUCACACCCAUACACCUCUACGGCCACAGAUCAGCCAACAGGACAGACGCCAAUUUAUGAAAACCUGGGAACUAGAGCCAAGAAGCCAUCAAAACCAAGCAGGUAAGCUUUACUUUUUAAAGUCAUACUUUUACAGGGUGCUUCUGUCUUUGCAAGUGUUAUAUUUUAAGACUGAAUAUGAGGAAAUGACAAAACUGAGAUGCAGUUUAUGAAAGUGCAACAUCCCAAAAAGGGGCCAAAACGGGAUGAAGAAAUGUGGUGGUUAAUGUUGUGUAUUUCCCCUUUUUGCAUCAUUCUGCUUUGUUCGAACUGAACACAAUUUGGGUUUUGUCUGGAGGAGAUCUUUUCUUCUGCUGAUCCCUGAAAUUUAGAGCCAAUUCAUGAAACGUGCCAGCUAAUGACUCAGGGUGGAGUUUUCUCCUCUCAGCAAGACCAGAAAUUCACAUGGUUUACACAGUAUUUGUCUCAUGUUGUGAUAAUCCUCUAUGACACAAGAAUGCUCUCUUACACUCAUUUGUCGGCAGGUCGUCCAGAGAACCUGAGGAGGAUUUGUACCUGCAGUGUGAUAUACCAGAUGACGUAAUAUACAGCAAUGAUCCGGCCUGUAACCUCUCCCUUAUGCCGGACCCUCAAGAAGACGACGUUUAUAUCAUGCCAGAUGUAGAAUAGGACACUUCUCCAUUUCCUUCAUGUGAACUUUCACUCCUUGUACUGUGCAGCUCAGGGUGUAAAUGUACAUUACUAUUGAGGCAACAAUGCUGCCUUUAAAAGUAUGGAGUAUAAAAUAUUUUAUGGUACUUUUUUUAUUUUUUUACAUAAUAUGAUAUGUUGGGUGUGGUAUGUUAAAAAAAAUGUUUUUUUGUUUUCUUUUGUCUUGAACAUGAUAAAUUGUUGCCCUUUGUUUUCACCACAGUCAUGAUGAGACACAAAACCUUGACAUAGUUUACAUCUUUACAGAUCACCGUGGAUAUGUCUGAAGUUUGUGAUGAAUCACUGUCAGUGUUGAAAUUUGCAGAGGAAAUGAUGAACAAUCUAUUAACAGUCGUGUGACGAAGACACAGUUUUUUAAUAGCAAGGUUGCAUUUGACUUUUAGAUUUAGAAAUGUUAAAGCAGUACAACAUCUCGAUGGCUCAUGGGCAUGUAGAGGUAUUUAUGAUGUUAUCUUUUUUAGCAAUUGUUUUCACUCACAGGUCUGUCUGUUGUGAUAUCUGAAAUUUGAUCAGCUAGUAGCUCCAAAGACUCAUCACUGACGCACAACGAUUUCCCUGAAAUUAUUUUGUUUGGGCAUCAAUGCUUAUUUUGCUGUGUACAGUCACUAUGACAAUACAUGAUUUCUUGCCAUCAGGAGCCAUUAUUUUAAAACAUUGUAUAAUUUUACUCAAUUUCAGCUAGUAAAAGCAACGUCAAAACAAAUAAAACAGUCUCUAAGAACAAUUUGGAGUUUUGUUCUAGCUUUGCAACUAUGAGGGUUUCUCAAAUUUCUGUCUGAAGUGUCUUAUUAAAGUUUUAAAAAUGUGAUGAUCUGCUUUUUUCAGUUUCCUGUGCUUGAAAUUGCUAAAACGUGGCAUGUAUGCACCGAAACAUUAACAACUUGAGGUGCCAGACAUGUAGAUAAUGCAAACAUCAGCAUCACUGUUUGGGUUUGUGGUCUGUCAGUCUAUGAGAGGUGACUAAGAGGAUGUAAAAGCACACUCACACUCACACUCAGACUUUACACGCAGUCUUAACGGUCUUACAGUAACAGAAGAAUUUGACCGGUUGUGAGUUAGAAAUAUGACGUCUUUUCAUUUUUAUUUUUUUUACUGUCAUCUUGUAAAGUAUCUAAGUGAUUUGGAAUAAAAGAAGAGGUUAUUGAGUUCAUGCUUA
Molecule: messenger RNA, 2865 nt
Organism: Xyrichtys novacula (pearly razorfish)
Lineage: Eukaryota; Metazoa; Chordata; Actinopteri; Labriformes; Labridae
Source: the annotation of a GenBank genome assembly